Molecule: messenger RNA, 1521 nt
Organism: Acytostelium subglobosum LB1
Lineage: Eukaryota; Evosea; Eumycetozoa; Acytosteliales; Acytosteliaceae
Exons: 1
Coding region: 1-1521 (506 amino acids)
Biological process (GO): sexual reproduction
Source: RefSeq, a predicted model, not a curated record
AUGUGUGCCAAGAACAAUGGAGGAUGUUCUGGAAACUGCUCAAGUACCAAUGGUGUUAGGACAUGUUCAUGUACUCCACCCCUGGUGCUGGCACCAGACAAACAAUCCUGUGUAGGCCAAGACUACUGCAAAACAAACAAUGGUGGAUGUAAUCAAAUAUGUGCGAACACAAUUGAUGCACCCACCUGCAGUUGUUACCCAGGCUACACACUCAAUGUCAAGGAUCUCAAGACAUGUGAGAAGGAUAAGUUCCAGAUAUUGUCUACCAACACACCAACUGUUUAUCACAAUCAACGUGGAUUGAUCACUAUUUAUGGUGAUGGAUUUGGCGCCGCCCCCAAUCCCAAGGUUACUGGAACGAUCGGUGAUGCCAAAUGUCUGAAUGUGACAAGGAUCAACUCAACUGCGUUGGUCUGUGACUUUGCCGGUGAUGCCACCCCAGCAGACAAGGGAGAGUCACUCUAUGUAAACAUCACAAUCGAUGGAGUUACAUCAUCCAAUCAGGUCUUCUUCUACAUUCAAUACUUCCCAUGUCCGGGCAAUUGCAAUGGCAAUGGUGUGUGCAACAAUCAGACUGGCGAGUGCACUUGUAAUGAAGGAUUUGGUCGUCAAGACUGUUCUGAGGCCAAGCAAACGAACAAUAUCCCACCACCACAAGUCGACAAUGAUGGCAACACAGUGUUCAACCUUAGUGGAGUCGGAACGAAUGUCACCCUCUCAAUCAAGUACCUUCGCGAGGUGUCCAACAUUGGAGAAGAGAUCAAGUUGCUACGACUGUCAGACAUUGAAUGGACCAAUCGCACAGCCAGCAUCGAGUCACCAACCUACACAUACUCUGGACGCUUCAAGAACAGCACUGUGGUGCUCGAUCUCCAAAUCGUCUACUACGCCAAGGCAUCAAAGACUGAGUUUGCAGGCGAGUCCAUCCAGAUCUACGACAACUCAAUCAAGUAUACAAUUGGCAUCUCCAACUGGGCUUUUGGAUCAUCACUCAACUACCUUCAGGUUGUCUAUCAGACUCAGGUACUCGACCCAUGCGACAAGAUGUCAUUCGACAAGAGCUUUGGUGUGGCCAAUGGCGGAUCAUAUCCCUAUAUGACAAUGGACACUGGCGAGGGAGUGGUGAUGGAGGGCAGAUUCGCGAGCAGGAUGAUAGUGGACGAGCGUAUAGUCAAGAGCAGUUUCAUCAAGUUACCAUUGAGUGAUCAACUUUACAACGAGUCUGCACCCAGCACUCCUGGAGUGUUUGUCGCUCUCACUGCCAAUGUCAUUUCUGCAUUUGGAAAAUCAGUUAAAUUGGAUCCCAACUUUGGAGUGAUCGUUUCUUUGGAUAGUGGCAAUGAUGGAACUUGUGGACAAGGUGGUAGCAAAGGUAUUAGUUGGAAGGUGCCAGUCAUUGUCGUAUGUUCAGUGGUCGGCGCAGCCCUUCUCACAGUGGGUAUGAUCUUCCUGGUACGAUCCAGGUUUGUCCAAUUCCGUGUACACGAGAUGAAACUCAAAAAUAUAUCCUCCAAAGAUUAA